UUCAUCCCCUCGUUCUUCUCUCACAUUUGAUGAUCACCUUCAUGUCCCUGAAUUAAAUUUUAUUUUUCACUUAGGAUUCAGAAUUUUCAGUGUCAAAUGAGGAAUGAGAGAGGAGGCGUGGUGUUGGCGGAGAGGAAUGUGCUUCCUCGGCCAAAGCUGAGCGCCAUCCUGCGAUCAGAUCCGAAAAACGAUGAAGAGGAGAUGAGCCGGCGCAGCAACGUGUCGAUGGACAGCAGCGUUCCUCCGUCGAGCGGCGAGAAUUCUCCCUUGGUUAUGUCUCCGUGGAACCAUCCGUCUUCACCCUUCGCUAAGUCUCCAUGGACGAAGUCUUCGUCUCCAAUGGGCUUGCCGCAAAACGGGCUGAUAGGGUCUAUGGUUCGGGAGGAGGGUCAUGUGUAUUCCUUGGCUGCUACCGGGAAUUUGCUGUACACGGGGUCCGAUAGCAAGAACAUACGUGUGUGGAAGAAUUUGAAGGCGUAUUCAGGGUUUAAAUCCAACAGUGGGCUGGUUAAGGCCAUUGUUAUCUCCGGCGAGAAGAUAUUCACCGGCCAUCAGGACGGGAAGAUUCGAGUGUGGAGGGUCUCGCCGAAGAAUCCCAAGCUUCACAAGCGAAUUGGAAGCUUACCCACCUUCAAGGACUUCCUCAAGAGCUCCAUAAACCCAAAAAACUACGUGAAGGUCCGGCGGAAACGGAGCGUUCUCCGGAUAAAGCAUUUCGACGCUGUUUCUUGCUUGAGCUUGGACCAAGACCAGGGCCUUCUCUACUCGGGCUCUUGGGACAAGACUCUCAAGGUAUGGAGAAUCUCCGAUUCCAAAUGCUUGGAGUCCAUCCGAGCCCACGACGAUGCUAUUAACACGGUUGUCGCCGGCUUCGCAGGCCUUGUCUUCACCGGUUCGGCUGACGGGACGGUCAAAGUUUGGCACAGGCAGUUACACGGGAAAGGAACGAAGCACCUCUUUCUACAAACACUGCUGAACCAAGAAACUGCAAUCACCUCCUUGGCCGUCAACACAGAAGGCGCCAUCAUAUACUGUGGGUCCUCCGACGGCCUCGUCAACUUCUGGGAACGCGAAAAGCAUCUUAAACAUGGCGGGGUGUUGAGGGGCCACAAGCACGCAGUUCUGUGCCUGGCCACAGCCGGAAACCUCGUGUUCAGCGGCUCCGCGGAUAAGAGCAUAUGCGUGUGGAGAAGGGAAGGUGGUAUUCACACCUGUUUGUCUGUUCUCACCGGCCACACCGGCCCAGUAAAGUGCUUGGCGGUGGAGGAAGAUCAGGAAUCCACCCAGGGAGAUCAGAGGUGGAUUGUGUACAGUGGCAGCUUGGAUAAGUCCGUGAAGAUAUGGAGAGUCUCGGAGCAGGCCCCGGAUAUACAGCAAAUGAGGCUCAUGGCACAGAACUAUGUCCCUUCUCCCCUGUCCUCUCCUGCAAAAUGAGCCACAACUCCAACGCCAAAUUCAAUCCAAGUAAUUGGGAUCUAGGCUUCAUUAAUUUUUCUAAUCUCAAAAACCCAAAAAGCAGGGAAUCAAUGAUAUCAUUCCAUGGUCCUUGCAACAACACUUUAUUCUCAGAAUGAUCGGGAAACUCAAUUGCACCGGUGGUCCUAGCCACAAUCCGAUAUCAGAGGCACUUUCCCACGAAAAAGUGGUCAUUUUCUUACCAAAUCUUCCUGUAUAAUACAAAAAAAUCAUGAAAAUAAUAUAGAAUCUACGUACAAUACUUAACCUGCAAACCAUGUGGUAUAAAUGGGGUUUUGCUUGUAUUCUCUCGGUUUAAUCCUUUUCAUUUCAAAACAAAGUUGACGAGUUACAGGGGUUUUCCCCCUAAAUUUUCUUGUACCGAUUGUGACAUCAAGAAAGGAUUGACUUGCAUGGUGAUUAGGGUUGUAUAGGCAUUGUUUGGUGUGCUGUUUUUCUUUCCUUUUCCAGUGUUUCGGCUGUCUUGUAUAUAAAUUUGUGAAAUUUCAUCA
This is a messenger RNA of Vitis riparia (riverbank grape), 1967 nucleotides long. Its product is annotated as protein JINGUBANG-like. The record is from RefSeq and is a predicted model, not a curated record. The transcript has a single exon. Gene Ontology annotation, molecular function: protein binding. The coding region runs from base 97 to 1434 and encodes 445 amino acids. Lineage: Eukaryota; Viridiplantae; Streptophyta; Magnoliopsida; Vitales; Vitaceae.